This is a messenger RNA of Equus quagga, 5737 nucleotides long. RefSeq names its product carbohydrate sulfotransferase 11 (gene CHST11). Lineage: Eukaryota; Metazoa; Chordata; Mammalia; Perissodactyla; Equidae. Gene Ontology annotation, molecular function: sulfotransferase activity. Bases 505 to 1563 code for a protein of 352 amino acids. Gene Ontology annotation, cellular component: membrane. The record is from RefSeq and is a predicted model, not a curated record. The transcript has 3 exons. Gene Ontology annotation, biological process: proteoglycan biosynthetic process; carbohydrate biosynthetic process.
CCGGCGCUCGGGGCCCUCCCUCCUCCCGGCUCUCCGCCGGCGCCCUCCCUCGCCGGGGGCUGCGAGUUGCCUUUGGUAAAACCCAGCCCCGGAAUAUAUAGAUCAUUGGAGCGCAAUGAAGUAGCCUUUGGAGAGGAGGGAGGGGGUCCGUCCGACAGCCACAGCGGCCGCGCAGCGGCACCACCAUCACCGCGCGCACCCCAGCCGCCCGGCCCGCGAGGAGGCAGCGGCGGCCGCGGGCGGGAGCGGAGGCGGCGGCGAGGAGCCGCGGGAGGAGCAGGAGCGCGCCGCCGCGGGGCCACGCAUCUCGGCACUUCCAGAGCAACUCCGGCGCCUUCCACACCCCUGCCCGCGGCUGGGGGCUCCGUGGGGCCAGCCCGAUCCUCCUUCCGAUCCCUGCCCAGCCCUGCGCCUCCCGGGCUCCGCUCCGCGCGCCGGGGUCCCCGCUCCUGCGCCCCGGGCGCGCCUCCCGGACACCCCGGUCCCCGCAGCCAGGACAAAGCCAUGAAGCCGGCGCUGCUGGAAGUGAUGAGGAUGAACAGAAUUUGCCGGAUGGUGCUGGCCACUUGCUUGGGAUCCUUUAUCCUGGUCAUCUUCUAUUUCCAAAGUAUGUUGCACCCAGUCAUGCGGAGGAACCCCUUCGGUGUGGACAUCUGUUGCCGGAAGGGGUCUCGAAGCCCCCUGCAGGAACUCUACAACCCGACCCAGCUGGAGCUCUCGAGCACCGCCGUCCUGCACCAGACGCGGCGGGACCAGGUCACAGACACGUGCCGCGCCAACAGCGCCGUGAGCCGCAAGCGGCGGGUGCUGACCCCCAACGACCUGAAGCACCUGGUGGUGGACGAGGACCACGAGCUCAUCUACUGCUACGUGCCCAAGGUGGCCUGCACCAACUGGAAGCGGCUCAUGAUGGUCCUGACGGGGCGGGGCAAGUACAGCGACCCCAUGGAGAUCCCGGCCAACGAGGCGCACGUCUCGGCCAAUCUCAAGACCCUGAACCAGUACAGCAUCCCAGAGAUCAACCACCGCUUGAAAAGCUACAUGAAGUUCCUGUUUGUCCGGGAGCCCUUCGAGAGGCUGGUGUCCGCCUACCGCAACAAGUUCACCCAGAAGUACAACACCUCUUUCCACAAGCGCUACGGCACCAAGAUCAUCAAGCGCCAGCGCAAGAACGCCACCCAGGAGGCGCUGCGCAAGGGCGACGACGUCAAGUUCGAGGAGUUCGUGGCCUAUCUCAUCGACCCGCACACGCAGCGCGAGGAGCCCUUCAACGAACACUGGCAAACCGUCUACUCCCUCUGCCACCCGUGCCACAUCCACUACGACCUCGUGGGCAAGUACGAGACGCUGGAGGAGGACUCCAAUUACGUCCUGCAGCUGGCGGGCGUGGGCAGCUACCUGAAGUUCCCCACCUACGCCAAGUCUACGAGAACUACUGACGAAAUGACCACAGAGUUCUUCCAGAACAUCAGCUCGGAGCACCAAACGCAGCUGUACGAAGUGUACAAACUCGAUUUUUUAAUGUUCAAUUACUCAGUGCCGAGCUACCUGAAAUUGGAAUAAAGGGAGGGGUGGGGAGGGGGGAGUGGGGAGAGGGAGAGAGAAUCAUGCUUUUUAAUUUAAGAUUUUUAUUUGUCGAAAAGAAUUAUAUGGAUAUUGGGUUAUUUUGUAAAUUAAUAUUUCUUUGAGGAUGAUGCUGCGAGCAGCAUAGGGGGAAUUAUUUAAAAUCCUGAGUCAGGAAGGACGGCUGUCUCUGCAGGGGAAUAGACGUGAAUACUGCAACACUGUCUCAAAGGUUUCCUUGUGUUCUGGUGAAUUCCAUGAAUUGUGCAUCCCACAAAUUCUAAUUAAUGUUAUUUAUAGUUAUUUAAACAUGGUCUCUGUAUAGAUUUCAGCGAGAUUCUCAUGUCUUUGCAGGAGAACUCUGUGUUUUGUUCUGUGCUUGCGACAGUUCAUUUGGGGGCAUUGAAUGUUCUCUUUACUAACCGCUCCUAGAGUCACCACAUGAAAACAGCCACGUGAUGGCUAUUGAUGCCACCAGGCUUGAAAUUCUCUAGAAAUAAAUAGAAAGAGCACCUUGGCAAGGGACGAAUUCCAAACCAAUUUCAAUCAACUCAAAAGUCCCUCGCACUAAAGAAAUGUGAUUUUUUUUUUUCACCCAAGAAGAGAGUUGAUUAUAGCCUUUUUUUCCCCCCACAAGAAUUAGUAGUCUGAUAGAAUAGGCUUUUCUACAGAAAUUUUUAACUGGCAGUGCCAGUUGUGAUGAAGGUGAAGUGGCUAUUGCUUUAUAUCCAACACAUAUUUAUUGAGCAACUACUAUGUGCUAGGCCUACUUCUAGGCCCUGCGGAUAGAGCAUUGAACAAAACCAAUAGUCUCGGCCCUCAAGAAGCUUUACACCGACAGAGUAUCCAGCUCGACAGUUAGCAAACCCCUGAUAUUCAUGGACUUACCAUGAGGUUUGGACUGUUAUGAACCACCCCAGAAGGUCCGUGACCCCUCCAGAUUUGCAUGUUUCUGUGGCCCAAAUUUGAAAACCGCAUGCUUGGAGCAUGCCACUUGGUCAGUAAUCCAAGCUCAUUGCCCAACCCAAGAGAUGACAAAAAUACUCCUAUCCCGUGCCCCCUCCAGUUCAUUGGUCAUGUCUGCCUUUAAGCGCCCCACCCCGCAACAGGUUUGCCAGGCGCCUCGCAGAAGAGUGCUGUGGUUGAUUAGCGUGUCUGCCUUGGGUGAGGGAAGGGGAACUUGGCCACGUUUUCCCAGUGCCUCCUCCUGUCACCUCCAGCGCAGCAUCCACGUCUCCGUGUGGAAGUGUUGUUUUUACUCCUUGCCACGUCCCAGAGUGAGAUGCUGGGGCAGAACGCCUACAUUCGGGGAUUUGCAACCGUCUGGCCUUUCUACCCCUCGCGAAGGUCAGAGGCGGACUCUCAGUACACAAAGGCUCAUGCAGAUCCCUCCCCACGCAUGAGCAGCAAGGACAGUCUUCCGUGGUCCUAGUCUGUGCCCCUUUCCCCCGGGAGGCUAGAAACGUUCCAUUUCCUGUUCCUUGCUAAUUACUAUCUGCGCAUGCUCCUCAUGUCCAGCCAUUUCCGAUGCCUCGGGCAAAGUUCGAGCCAUAUCCCUCUUACAGCUAGUGAAUGAAUUGGUAGCAGAUACUGUAUAUAAUAAUAAUAGUUCUAAUAAUAGGGGGUGGGGUGGGGUGUGGGUAAGUUUUUCUUUUUGUUUUGUUUUUCAUGCAAUAUAUAGCAAAAGGGGUGAGAAGAAUACUCUCAACAAACGAAAAAAUGAAUAAUUUAUUCACAGAAGCUAUUAAAAUUGUAUUGUAAAAGUCCCAGCCAGCUGAGUGGGCAGCAGCUGCCACAUCACACCGAGGAAAUGCUUUUAUUGAAUGUGAGUGAGGUGUGCACUGGAGAGGGUGGUUUCAGCCACUUCUAAAAUGUUGUGUCACUUCUUCCAAGCCCUGUCCCCUUUGUGAAGGGCACGGCAACUGUACCUUUGAUGGAUAGAGAUUUAGGCAAUGUGUUUUACCAAGGAGAAUGACAGACCUUGGCUGUCCCUGGAAUUGAGAGUCUGGACCCUAUUUCCACACAGGGGCCACUGUCCUCGGAAAUGGGGCUUCUGCUAAUGAAACAGGUUGUCCAGCAUUCCCUAAUACGCGCUCCACAGAACACAGGUUCUAGGGGAUGCCGCAUGGAUGUGAUGCAAAAUAAGGGUUUUGUGGUCCAAUAUCCUUAGCAAAGUGAAGUCAGUUUCCUUUCUGCAGGACUUUUCAGAGCCUUGAAUGCAUGCCGUGCAUUGUGAAUCCCCAAGAGCAUCGAGUCAGUAGCGUUUCCCAAACUACGUGAGCAGGAUACUCUAUUUUGCAGAUCAUCUCACAGAGCUAGGGUUCCACAGCAUCUAUUUGGGUUUAGUUGAUUUGCCACAUCUGAGGUCUUCAAGGAUAAAAACUAUUUCCCCAACCCCCUCCUCCAAAAAGCAGUCAAAACAGCACCACAGUCUCCAUCUGGUUUAUAGCAACAGAGGUACUUUAUCAAAUGAAUUCGACUUUUGCUUAAGUGCAAUGGGUCUAAUCCUGGAUACUAGCACAGGCAAUGAUUCCACCCCUCCCGAAGGGAGUGGAGGAAAGUCUCGGGUGGUGUGGACAGAAGGAAGGAAGGGAGGGGUGGGCACAAGGCCACAGAGUGGUCCCCCCCAAUCCUCAAGCCUUAGGUUGCUCAGUGUGAGCAGAGGGAGCCCAGCCCUCGAUGAGUGCUUCUUCAGUGCCACCGUCUGCAACUGCUCACUCUGUGCGUUUUUUGGUUUUUAAAUGGAAAUUCACGUAGAUGUCUUGAGUUUUGCGUUUCCGCCUCCAUCUUUGAUCGGUUGUGCGAGCUGGCUCGGUGCCGUGUGCAGAUCGCCUUCUCUUGUCUGUCUUCUCUCUCAAGUGAGAAAGAUUGUCCUUCGGGGACAACACAUCCACCUGGGUCUGCAACGAGGCACUCUUUCUCCUCGUGUCUUGUUUUGUGUUCACAUUUUAUUUUCUGAUGGCAUAAAAACUUCUUUAAAAAAAAUUGAUUCAACUGUUUUGCAGAAUGUAGAAAGUAUUCUGUGUCCUUGGUUAAAAAGAAUCCACGAGUGAAAAUGUGCCUGGACAACAAAUGUUUGUGUUUUUGCUUUUUGUUAAAGAAAACUCUUUGAAAACGCUUCCUAUUGCAUGCUCAGCUGGAGAAAAGUAAAGGCAGGUGUCCCAUCUCCCAGCCGCUUUUCAAAGGUGCUGCUGUGUUUUCAAAACCAGGUACAGUGAGGGUGGUAUUUACAAGGACACUCCUGCUUCACCUAUCCCUUUGGUUGGAAAACUAGAAUAUUAACCACAGGGUUUGAAUUCCUGCAGCUUCUCCAGAGUCCCCUCUGCCCUCCCAGCCGGUCUGGGAAGAAGGGCAGUUUGCUGACCCACCGUGUCUCAGGGGGACCUUCCUUCCUACCUGUUCACCAGGUGGACUUCACCCUCCUGCUUGUUCAGGAUCUGGAUGCUACAGGAGGGCGCUGGAAACUUCAGUUGGACCAGUCCUCCUGGUGACAAAGGCGUGGAAGCACAGAGAUCUAGUCCCUGCUGGUGGAAAGUUCCCAGAACAGAAGCAAGUCCCUAGCACACUUAGCUGGUGGGGUCUGGACCAGUGCUGAGGUACUGACUACAGAAGUCCCUGCUGUAACCUGGCAAGACGCCGAGGGACUCUGUUCCCGGUGGGCGGUGCUCAGAGCAUCUCUCUCAGCCCCAUCCUCCCUGACACACACACGCAAUCUAAGCCGCCCCACUCCUUGCAAUCGUGGUGACCAGAACCCCUUCCUUGCCCACCCUUAUGUCAGCAGGACUGACCCGAUCGCUGCCCCAAGCUGCCACAACCAGCCUUUCCUCCAGCCUUUUCCCAUCUCAACCAACUGCCCCCUCUGAACAGGCAAUAGACCUUCUACAGACAGCUUGACUCUUGGCCAUUGGCGGGAGAAUUUCGGUCCGUUACUCUUUGUCUGGUACAGAAGGGGCUGCCCGUACUGUUUUCUUGUAAGCGUGCUCAGUAAGGCAUAUGGACAUAUAAUUUAACAUCUUGGUGGAGUGUGAUUUUCUUUUUUUACAUAUUUGUAUGCAGCAGAGGGCUUGUCGUCGAAAACUCUCCCUGUAUCUUACUGUACCGUUCAAGAAAGCUGAAUUCCACAUUGCCAACAAAAGCGUGAAAUGUUCAUGAACCUUCCUCCAGGAAAAGCCAU